Messenger RNA from Linum trigynum, 6152 nucleotides. The record is from the annotation of a GenBank genome assembly. Lineage: Eukaryota; Viridiplantae; Streptophyta; Magnoliopsida; Malpighiales; Linaceae.
CCUUAACCCACUAGCUCGACCGGGUUCGGGUCAACCCGCGGGUUGACAACCUUGCCCGGCACUAAUCCAGGUCAAACAUUUUGGCGCCCACCGUGCGGCCUGAUUUGGUAUUCUUCUCGUUUGGUUUCUGAAGGAGAAGAUUACUAGGUAUUCUUCUCGUGGGGCCUUAUUUGGUAUUACUCAUAUGUCUAGGUAUUUGAACUCGUUAUAAUAUGACUAUCUCAUUCCAUAAUUUCAUAUGAUGCUUUCCAUUGGAUUCUUGAAUUUCGUAUCCCUAUGUUAUGCGAUUGAUGCUUGUUCAUUUGAUGCUUAUGUAUAUGUUUUUUUUUUUAUGUAAAUGUGAUCUAAUACUUACUAUCAUUUAUGCUUAUGAUUCUAUUGUAUUCUACUAUAUGCAUUGCUUAUAAUUUCAUCUAAAUUUUUAGGACACUACUUUCUUGUGAUAUCCCAGUUUCCUAUGUGUGUAUGUGAGGAUUGAUAACCCAUACAUACAUGUAUAGAAUCAAGGCUUUAUUUUUAGAUCAUCAAUGAUAUAGACAAUGUGUUAUGGCUCACGAGGCCCACCUUUAACUAUGUGUUGUUUUUACUUCUUUGUUCUUCAUUGGUUAGUUGAGGGCUUGAAGAAAAAAGUGCGCAUUAGCUAAUUAUUGUUUCUCUCACAUAUGACAGGAGGUUAGUUAGGAAUGUUUUAGUAGAAGGGAUGGAGUAGCAUAAUAGAUGUUGCAUUGAUGGAUGAUAUGAACGGGAAUUGAGAUGCAUGUUAAUAUCGAGUAAACUUCCUAUUCAAUUGCCUUUAUUUACUUUUAUGAUUUGAUUUACUUUUCUUUGCUUUAUUACAUGAAAAUCACCUAAACAAAUCUACUUUAAUUGUUGUGUCAAACAUGAGUAGUUGGAUGUGAAUGUUAUACAUUGAAUGACCUUGUAGAAUAUGACCCUGGUUUAUCUAGGAUUUUGUUACUUACAUUUCACUAUAUCCAUAGCGAUCAGCUGCCGUGGUACUCAAGGAGCACCCAAGAAUUUCUCCUUUGUAUAAAUAUGAUGUCUGUAGGUUAAAAGGAUAUACAAUUAAAAGCAAUAACUAUGGGAACAAACACACAUACAAGCUUCCCUUCGAUAUAGGCACUCAUUUCUCCCGGCCAUUUCUUUCCUUCAUCCUUAAAUUUCCCAAAAUUUAAGGUCUCUAUUCCAAAUUUUAUGAGAUCAUUCAAUUUAUGUCAACCCCUAUCAUCUUUUCUCUUUUCCACCAAGUCCAAUUUCUCUCUUUCUUCCAUUUUGCUACAACCAUCAACUUCCAUUUUCAGGGAAAAUAGGAAGAAAGAAAAAGAGAAACCCAUCCAUAGAAGGGGAAGAAGGCAUAAAAAAAAAUGAAAGGAAAAAUACAGUAAUACAGUUGCCUUUUAGAAUUAGCUAGUUUUUCCUAUUGCACAUCCAUUGAUGUUCAUCAUUACACAAACUUUGAAAUUUUCAAGAGAGAGUUCAUUGUUAUCAUUUGCGAGAAUGCCAUGAUUGCUCGACAUUGGACUUUUUUCGAUUCGAAUUUUCGUGAAAAAAACACGAUAAUUUUGUUGUGUGUUCACAUCCUUAUUUGUUGUUAUUGGAUGAUCAUCACCAUAGCAAGUGAGGUUACAACAAAGGUUUUGUAUGAUUUUCAAGAUGAAGGGAUCAAUGAGAAUUAUGAUUUUCUCAAGGCCACAUUUUUUAUUCAUGCUUCUUGCUCUGCCAAGUUUGGCUCAAAAUGGUGUUUCAUUGGAUGAAGAUGAUUACAGUCAAACAGGAAAUUCAGCCUUGCUCCCUAGCACCACAAAGUUGAUUUACAACCACCUCUCCAGCCUCUCUACAGUUUUCAAAAAGGACAUUGAGAAGAACUUAGGAUAUUGCGUUAAAAAUGUGAAAACAGAUUGGAAUGGGGCUUUCAAUUUUGAUGGACAUUUGGAAUUCUUAACAAGUUGCAUUAGAAAGACAAAAGGUGAUGUGGGGCAUCGAUUGUGUACAGCAGCAGAAAUCAAAGUCUACUUCAGUAAUUUUUUCGAUAAGGUUGAUAAGGAUGUCCAUCACGUUGGCCCUAACAAGAACUGUAAUUUGUCAUAUUGGUCUCCCGGAUGUGAACCGGGAUGGGCUUGCAGCACAGGAACUAGUCAGAAAGUUGAUAUAAAGACAACAAUCAUGCCUUCAAGGAAUAAAGAUUGUGAACCAUGUUGUGAAGGAUUUUUUUGCCCACGAGGCCUCACUUGUAUGAUUCCUUGUCCAUUAGGUGCAUAUUGUCCAAUGGCAAGUCUCAAUAGAAUAACUGGAGUAUGUGACCCGUAUGGUUACCAAAUACCUCCUGGAAAAAACAAUCAUACAUGUGGAAGUGCUGAUUCAUGGGUGCCUGUUGGGGAAGGAGGAGAACUUUUUUGUUCACCUGGUUCAUAUUGUCCAACUACGACUAUUACUAUUCCUUGCAGUAGUGGACAUUACUGUCAAAUGGGAUCAACCUCUCAAACAUCUUGCUUUAAGUUGACUAGUUGUCCUCCACAUACUGCAAAUCAAAAUCUUCAUGCUUAUGGAAUCAUCCUUAUCGUUAUUCUAACUACAUCCCUACUUAUAAUAGUGAAUUGCUCAGACCAAGCUCUUUCCACAAGAGAAAGAAGAGCAGCAAAAAGGAGGGAAGACGCAGCAAAACAUGCACGUGAAACAGCACAAGCCCGCCACAGGUGGAAGGCAGCACAAGAUCUGUCAAAGAUUCGCCAAAUAGGGUUGCAGGAGCAAAUUUCUAGGACAUUCUCUCGCAAAAAGUCCAACAAACAAGGUCUCGGAGCUAUGGAGAUGGACAAAUCUCAGACAUCUUCUAAUGAUGGUUCAUCUGGAGGAGGUGGAAACAAGAAAGACUCAAAAGACCUCACAAAUAUGGUUCGUUCAAUAGAUGAUGAUCCUGAUCAUGGUCACGAUGGCUUUCAUAUGAAAAUUGGUGAUAAAAAUAUUAAAAAACAUGCUCCAAAGGGUAAACAAUUGCACACCCACAGCCAAAUCUUCAAGUAUGCGUAUGGCCAACUGGAGAAGGAGAAAGCCAUGGAAGAAGACCAUAGCAACAUGACAUUUUCGGGUGUUAUUUCAAUGGCAACUGACACAGAUGUCAGGAGUAGACCUGUUAUUGAAGUUGCUUUCAAGGAUUUAACUCUAACUUUGAAAGGUAAAAAGAAGCAUCUCUUGAGGUGUGUUACUGGGAAGCUGAUGCCAGGUAGGGUUUCUGCUGUCAUGGGUCCAUCAGGCGCCGGCAAGACUACUUUUUUAUCUGCUCUAUUGGGGAAGGCAACUGGGUGCACAAGGACAGGAUCUAUCCUUAUAAAUGGAAAGAAUGAAUCCAUCCUUUGUUACAAGAAAAUUGUUGGGUUUGUGCCACAAGAUGAUGAUACUGUGCAUGGAAACUUGACUGUGGAAGAGAAUCUUCGAUUUAAUGCAAGAUGCAGAUUAUCCGCGGACAUGCCUAAAGCAGACAAAGUCUUAGUUAUUGAAAGAGUGAUUGAAUCGUUGGGACUGCAAGCCGUGAGAGAUUCACUGGUUGGAAGUGUGGAGAAGCGUGGGAUAUCUGGAGGUCAAAGAAAACGUGUUAAUGUGGGUAUGGAGAUGGUUAUGGAGCCUUCACUUUUGAUAUUAGACGAGCCCACGACCGGACUCGACAGCUCCUCUUCACAGUUACUUCUGAAAGCCUUGCGCCGUGAAGCACUCGAGGGGGUCAACAUCUGCAUGGUCAUCCACCAGCCAAGUUAUGCUAUGUUCAAGAUGUUUGACGACUUCAUAUUGCUGGCGAAAGGCGGUCUCACUGUAUACCACGGGCCAACGAAGAAAGUGGAAGAGUAUUUCUCUGGUAUUGGUAUCACGGUGCCAGACCGUGUCACACCUCCAGAUCACUACAUUGAUAUUCUGGAAGGGAUAAUAAAACCAAGUAACAAUAUGAGUCAUGAAGAGCUUCCGGUCAGAUGGAUGCUACACAAUGGUUACACGGUCCCUCCUGAUAUGUUGGAGCUAUGUGAUCAAAUUGCCAAGGGUGGUUCGUCGUCGUCUGAGAAGAAAACCCAGAUGGGUGAUCUGACAGAUGAUCACCAUGCAGUCGAGGAAGAACACUCUUUCGCCGGGGAAUUGUGGCAGGAUGUGAGAUGCCAUGUAGAGCUACACAAAGAUCAAGUUCAUCUCAACUUUCUUCAGUCGAAGGACUUGUCCAAUAGAAGAAACCCUAGCAUACUUCGUCAGUAUAGAUAUUACCUUGGUAGGGUUACCAAACAACGACUAAGAGAAGCUAGACUACAAGCAGCUGAUUUGCUGAUUUUAUUACUAGCUGGAGCCUGCUUAGGAACACUUGCCAAAGUGGAUGAUGAAACAUUUGGGUCUACAGGCUACACUUAUACUGUCAUUGCUGUCUCAUUACUAUGCAUGAUUUCUGCAUUGAGGUCAUUCUCUCUUGACAAACUACACUACAUGAGAGAAAGUGCUUCUGGAAUCAGCAGCCUGGCUUAUUUUCUAUCAAAGGAUACGCUGGACCUUUUCAAUACAAUACUCAAGCCUCUAGUAUACUUGUCCAUGUUUUACUUCUUCAACAGCCCAAGAUCAACCUUUGAAGACAACUAUGUGGUUUUGCUAUGUCUUGUGUAUUGUGUCACCGGCUUGGCUUAUAUCUUCGCCAUCUAUCUUGAACCUAGUUCAGCUCAGUUGUGCUCAGUUUUGGUUCCUGUCGUUUUGACUCUGGUUGCCACCCAAGAAGAACAGACAGGGUUGGUGAAGUAUGUAGGGCGUUUGUGCUUCCCCAAAUGGGCCAUGGAAGCUUUCAUCAUUGCAAAUGCCCAAAGGUACUCAGGUGUCUGGCUACUAACUCGUUGUGCUUCAUUAAGACAAAGCAACUAUGCUCUCAGUCACUGGUCUUUGUCUUUAUCCCUUCUCAUCCUCACUGGAGUAAUUUCUCGUUUUGUAGCAUACUUCUUAUUGAUAACAUUCCAGAAGAAAUGAUGUGUACGUAGAAGAAAAUACAUGUAGUUAAUUACCUCACCAACCUUGGUACUCACAUACAUUAUUUGUACAUAUCAGAAAUGUACAUUUUUGUUUUACUGUAAAAACAUAUGAGCAGUUAGCAAGUAAAGACUAUAACAAUGGUUUAAAAAAGGUGGUAAGAAAAGAAAUUAAAUUGUUUCAAAAAAAAAAAUUACUAGCAAAUAAUAGGUUAGGUGUACAUGUAUAAGCGAGAGAAAUUGAUUAAUUAGUCUAGAAUUCUUUUGUUUUUCUUAGAAAAACUAUAAAUGUAAAAUGUACAAGAAAAAGAACUGAAAGAGGAAGAAAAUUCAUAGGAUGUUAAUUUUAUGUUAUGUAUCUUUGGUUGAUCAAAAUAAGUAUAUCGAGUACUCUUCUCUCGGUAGUUAAGAAUGUUUAGCAACUUGCGAAAUUGUGGUGAUUACGUCAGUUACGUUUAUUAAACUUCUAAGCUUUUAUUGGUAGGGGGUAGAUUACACUGCUUUCAUAUUGUCACAUUAUAUUCUCUGCAUCGUACAAUUUGUAUGGUGACGUACAAUUUUAAUUACCAAACACAUGUUUUCCAAUGUGUUUGAUCUUUUUACAAUUACAUAGUUUCCAAUAACCAAUGAUAGUACGGUCCGACUAUAUUGUUCAUUAAUUCCAACACUGCUCUUUUUUGAAUAUUAGUGAUACACAACUUGCAAAGCAACUUGUCCAAUCAAAAUCUUAUUUGAAUGCAUUAGUGAUUAAGUUUGGUGAAAUAUGAUGUUUAUGCAUCUCUAGAAUCUCUUUUGCCUGAAACAAUUAUCAUAAGAAAUAAUAAUCUAGGUCCACAUGCUUACUCCUUUCGUGCAUGGUAUGUUGGGUAUUGUCGCUAAGAAUAACCAGACCUAGUAUUUCAAAAUAAGAUUCUAGAGCUUUAUUUUUUCUUUUUUUGAGAGAAAAGUAUUUGUCUAUUAUCCAUUAAAUGAUUGUACUACAAGCAGGGGCUAACUGGGUACACCAUAAUAAAUUAAUGAUGUGUGUGACUCAAUGUAACAUAAUGUUCAAAAGUCAUUCUUGACGAACUUUUUUUUUUAUAAUCUGGGACUAGUGGUGGAAGUUUCUGAUUUCCUAGAGCAAAGAACUAAUACAUGGUUCUCAUAAUUUAUCAAUCAUAAAGUAAGAAAGGUUCU